ACUCAGGUCAGUUUGCUGAGUGCCGUUUGCAGGUUAUCAGAAGGGACAGCCAGUCUGAAAGAACCCAGGCUCCACAGUGGUAUCAUAGACUGUGAGGAGAGAGUGCAAUCCCAGAGAGGGAGAGGGAGAACAGGGACCACCUUAUCUGACCGAUCCCAGUGACAAGAAAUUUUCUCAAUGAGAGCAGACAACAUCAACCCCAGGACAGGGCUGGUGGUGGCUUUGGUCAGUGUCUUCCUGGUUUUUGGCUUCAUGUUCACUGUGUCUGGAGUGAGAGGGGAGACUCUGGGAGACAUCCCGCUCAUUGCCAUCGGGCCUGCUAUCUUCCUGCCCGGCCUGGCUGCCAUCCUGCUGGCCAAGAAGACCGAUGGAUUCUCCAAGUGGCCGGCAGCCCUGUGUUGUGGCCGGAACAGAAGGGAUACCGAGGGAGAGCUCCUGGCUGCCCCGAGCAUCGAGGGCAGCUGGCAGGACAUGUCCAAGACCUCGACCAGGACCCAGACCCCCGAGGUCGAGGAGGGAGGCUUCUCUGUGGACUCCAGGAGCCUGAUCCGCAAGAGCGACCAAGAGGCGGCCAGGAGAUACUUAGAGACCUACUACCCAUCCGGAGUCUUCUACAACUACUGCGCCUUCGCCCGGCUAUGCUCCAACCGGGACAGCGCCUUCUACACCAGCGUCUACUCUACCCGGGACAGUGUGGUCUACUCCCCUCGGGACAGUGUUCCCUACGGCAGGUAUUACUGCUGUUACCCCAGCCCGGGAGAAACCCAACAUGUCAGACUUUGCUGGGACUACGAGACAAUAGUGUGAGGGAGACUGGAACACCGACGUGUGCAGCCGCUGCAGCCGAAUAGCAACCCCUCCCUUCCCCAUCAAGCAAGCGAGCUUUUCAACCUUGGGGUAUUUUUUUUAACGAGAAACUGAGACCUUGAGUUGGGUGGGAGUGAC
Molecule: messenger RNA, 945 nt
Organism: Hemiscyllium ocellatum (epaulette shark)
Lineage: Eukaryota; Metazoa; Chordata; Chondrichthyes; Orectolobiformes; Hemiscylliidae
Product: transmembrane protein 215-like
Exons: 1
Coding region: 178-807 (209 amino acids)
Source: RefSeq, a predicted model, not a curated record